GCAGCCCCCCUGAGCGGGAAUCACGGCUUCGCCCUGGCGCACCCCCUAAGCUCCGGAAGGGCUCCCAUUUCCUGAAAUGUGGAUCCCUAGCGGUUUCGCACCGCUUCCCGUUUUCCCCUCCCCGCUCGGCUCCUCCGCCCGGCCGGGCCCACUGCCGGCUGCAGAACCCCCGUCCUCGGGGUGACCCGGGCGAAGGCCAGCUCCGGAGGGUCUCGCUCGGGGCGCAGCGGCGGCUCGGCCCGGGGCUCCCGGCCCCUCUCCCGCCCGCCGGCCCGCCUGUCCGAGGAGGAGCCUAAGCUGCGCCUCCGGAUUUGGGGGGGACGCGGCGCCCGGCAGGAUUAACCCCCUCGCGCCCGGCUGCGCGUCCGGCGCGGCCCCGGAAGGGCGAUGGCACAGCUGGUGGCCCCGCAGCUGUCUCCGGAGUCCGCCCUGCUGCCGAGAGCUGCGGGGGGCUGCAGCCUCCCGGGCUGCCGCACGGAAGCCUCCGAGGCCGGCGGCGAUCGCUGCUAGCGCCCGCCUCCCCUCCGCCGCCUGCCGGUCCCUCCCGCGCGUCCUCUCCGCCCACCGCGCCCGGCCGAUCGCCCCGCGCCCGAGCUGCCCUGCGCCCCGGAGCCGCCGCGCCGGCCCCUCGCCCAGCCAUGGGGGACCUGCCGGGCCUCGUGCGCCUCUCCAUCGCGCUGCGCAUCCAGCCCAACGACGGCCCGGUCUUCUACAAGGUGGACGGGCAGCGCUUCGGCCAGAACCGCACCAUCAAGCUGCUCACCGGCUCCUCCUACAAGGUGGAGGUGAAGAUUAAGCCCACCACGCUGCAGGUCGAGAACAUUUCCAUUGGCGGUGUGCUCGUCCCACUGGAGCUGAAGUGUAAAGAACCUGAUGGAGACAGAGUGGUGUACACGGGCACAUAUGACACAGAAGGUGUGGCCCCAACUAAAAGCGGAGAGCGACAACCCAUCCAGAUCACCAUGCCGGGAAAUGAGGCAAGUUACCCUUUGGAAAUGUGCUCACACUUUGAUGCUGAUGAAAUUAAAAGGCUAGGAAAAAGAUUUAAGAAGCUUGAUUUGGACAAUUCUGGUUCUUUGAGUGUGGAAGAGUUUAUGUCUUUGCCUGAAUUACAACAGAAUCCUUUAGUACAGCGAGUAAUAGAUAUAUUCGACACAGACGGGAAUGGAGAAGUAGACUUCAAAGAAUUCAUUGAAGGGGUCUCUCAGUUCAGUGUCAAAGGAGAUAAGGAGCAAAAGUUGAGGUUUGCUUUCCGUAUCUAUGACAUGGAUAAAGAUGGCUAUAUUUCCAAUGGGGAGCUCUUCCAGGUUUUGAAGAUGAUGGUGGGGAACAACCUGAAAGACACACAAUUACAACAAAUUGUAGACAAAACUAUAAUAAAUGCAGAUAAGGAUGGAGAUGGAAGAAUAUCCUUUGAAGAAUUCUGUGCUGUUGUAGGUGGCCUAGAUAUCCACAAAAAGAUGGUGGUAGAUGUGUGACUCUUUGGAGUACCACCCAACACUUUUGCUUUCUUCUCCAUCUCUGAAGAUCUGCUCAAGACGUCCAGCAAUGCUCUCUGUGUAUUUAAAUGGAAGUAUUUUUCUCUGUGAAGCCACAUUUUCCAACAUGAGCCUCAUGAAGCCAACUAAGUGUUAUUGAACUUUUCUUCUCUCAAUAACUCAGUGUAGCACUUUAAAGUCUGAAGGACAGCAGCAUGGAACGAGCAUAUCAAUGUGGCGGAGAAAGGGAAGGGGUUGGCUUUUUAAUUUAUUUUUCUUCAUCUUUUAUAACAAGAAAGUAUCUAUAUAUACAUAUGUAAAUAUUUAUAUAUAGAUAUAUGUAGCUUUCUAUGUAUGUAGUAGGUUGGCUUUAAUUUAAUAUACUUGAUUCAGAAACAAAACGAUAGAGUACAAAAGUGCCAAGCAGAACAUAAAACAUCCUUACUUUUAUUUCACACAGUUUUAUAUGUAGAUAGAAGAAGAUUGUACAAUUUGAGCCCGGUGUUAGGCCAGCUACUUACCUGUGCUUUCUCCUCUGAGAGAUUGACAAAGCAUUUGUUAAUGUCCUCUUAUUUACCUUAAUUACAUUUUUGUAACAAAGGAGUCUGUAACUUUAUUUAUACCUAUGAAUAUAUUUCCUGGGACUAUGUCUCAUUGCUGAGCAGCUUUUAGUCCAUCUCUGGCUGAAGAGAACAUAUAGUUCUGUGCUGCUGCCAAGAGCUAGUUCUUGUAUUCAUAUGUAACUGCACAAUGCUAUGGCUGCUUCUUUCUGUUACUUUGUAACUAGGAGGCAUUGCAUUUAUUAAAUGUCCCUGAGUAAUUGUAACUUACCAUUUGUGAUUUUAUACAUAAAAGCCAGAGCUGUCUGAGGCAAUCAUGACUUCUCUUCGCAUUACUUAAUGAAGAAAACCUGAAGUCAUCUUGUAACCGCUUAGGAUAGCCAUUUGUCAUUAAACUGGCAUUUGGCCCAUACAUUUUUCUUAUGUGUUUCAAAAGAUUUGCAGCUAAUCUAAAAGACUGGUGAUAGUUAAUGUGCUAAUCAAAACUGGUAAUGUUUAUAUAUCCAAAUGCCCUCCUGUAUUUGUAUUUAAAUGGAAGAAAUACUGCUAGUCUAUAUGCCACAGAAGAGCAGAAUUUCAUCCAGAUUUACACUUCUUAAAUUUCUUUAUCACAAGGCAUAGAGGGCGCAUGAUUUUUUUGUUUGCCCAUAUGAUUGUUAAUAAAUAAUAAAUUUGUGUGAUUUAAAAGUAGUCUAUCAUGUUCCACCACUUGAUGUUAACCCUUCCCUUUUCUGCGAAGGUACUAUUGGCUGGAAGAAAAACAUUUUGGUUUGCUUCAGUGACAGUAGUCUUUCCCUAUACGGUUUUGCUAUAAGACUGGUUUUGUAAUCAUGAAUGGCUAAAGGCAGGUUGAAUCCAGUGACCGGAACUUACAUUGAGCAUGCCUGCCUGCCACCGCUGCUCCUUCAGCUGAGUGCUGCACAUCAUGGGCUCUGUCUGUGAGAGGAAAAUCCCGGUGCUUGGUGUCCUUGCAUGACAUGGAGUUUUGCAUGUAGAUCGAUUUAAAAUGUACCUCUUGUUUACAUAAUUUGCAUAAUUUUAAAAGAUAAUGUUGCCAAACUUUGGAAAUGUUAAUGUUCAAACUGAAAAUCUCCACUACAUGUAACUUUCUUCCUCUGGAUCAGUACGUGGCUUACAAUCCCGGCCCGUGGUUUGAUCUGUUCCAGUGUCAACUGCCAUGUGCUCUGCUUCAAGGGGGAACUAGUCUUUUGUGAAUUUUUUUGUACAUAAUUGUUACAAAUAUUUUAGCAAAUGCUUUCUAUUUCUCUUGCUUGUGCAUAUCUUGGCUGGCGUUACAGAAAAAUAGUGCAAACAUUAUUAUUUCCUUACUGGGGAAUGAGGGUUUUUCUUUUCUUUCCUUUUUUUUUUCCCCUUUUUUCUUUUUCCCCUUUUUUAGUUGGUGUGUAGGGGUGGGUAGGGAGGGAUGGUUUAUGUUGAAUGUUUAGUUUUUCUUCUGCAUGAUACGUCAUGUUGUGGGAUCUUUAGAAAACUUCAUACUGUAUGAAUAAGAAAAUAAAAUAUUUGAAACUUGCUUGAAUGCAUUCCAUGUUUGAUGAACUUCCAUAGCUAUAAGACAGUUUCUCUUCAUUGCUUGUAUGCAUUUUAAAAACUCAAAAUGAAAUCAUAGCCAAAGCUGAAGUCAGUGAAGCCCCGCAGGACUCCUCCCAUCCUUACCUCCCUGACCUCAUCUCAUCAGCCUUCCCUUUCCCUGCCCUUCUCCACCGUCAGGGGGCCCCUAAAGCUUUUGGUUUGUGCUCACCUUAGAACUGAGCAUUACAGAUUAUUCAGUAGCUAGUGUCUUCACAUCUUUGAUCAGAUAUGUCUGGCUCAAAAAGAACUCUCCUGGCUACCUUACUUAAAAAUACAAAUACACAUGAUUGGGUCGUAACUUGCUCAGUUUUGUUUUGUUGUCCUUUUUCGAUAGCAUUUGUUUCUGACAUUGUUUGACUGAUAGCUCCAGUUUUUCAUAAUAUCUAGCUUUUCAUGUUGGUGCAAUAAGCAUUAAAUAAAUGAAUUAAACCAGUGA
Messenger RNA from Cavia porcellus (domestic guinea pig), 4064 nucleotides. RefSeq names its product protein phosphatase 3 regulatory subunit B, alpha (gene Ppp3r1). The record is from RefSeq and is a predicted model, not a curated record. The transcript has 7 exons. Gene Ontology annotation, biological process: negative regulation of signaling receptor activity; protein dephosphorylation; calcineurin-mediated signaling. Bases 639 to 1478 code for a protein of 279 amino acids. Gene Ontology annotation, molecular function: calcium-dependent protein serine/threonine phosphatase regulator activity; type 1 cannabinoid receptor binding; calcium ion binding. Gene Ontology annotation, cellular component: plasma membrane; calcineurin complex. NCBI's taxonomy places the organism in Eukaryota, Metazoa, Chordata, Mammalia, Rodentia, Caviidae.